Molecule: messenger RNA, 1179 nt
Organism: Plasmodium gonderi
Lineage: Eukaryota; Apicomplexa; Aconoidasida; Haemosporida; Plasmodiidae
Product: variable surface protein
Exons: 3
Coding region: 1-1179 (392 amino acids)
Source: RefSeq, a predicted model, not a curated record
AUGGGAAGAAAAAAUAUACAAAAUAUAAUAAAAGCAUAUUUAGAAAAUGAUAAACUAGGAUUACCAUCAGCAAAAUUUUACAAAAAUUUGGAUCGUCAUCUUCUUAAUUAUUAUAAUGACAAUAGGAAACUUAAACAAAAUGAGUUAAAAGUGUAUCAUGAUAAAUGCGAAUUAUACAAGACUAAAUAUAGAAGUGAUUUGUAUAUAAAUCUUUGUUCAGUAGUCCUAUGGUAUCUAAGUACUGAAAAUACAAUAAUUAUUGAACCAAAAAGUUACUACAAUAACUGCGAACUUUUGAAUUAUUGGACAUACAGUAGGUUAUCAUGGAUAUAUAAUAGGAAAUCUGCUCCUAUUACUACUAUGUUUGCUAAUCUUCAAAUGUUAUGGAAUUCACUUGUUGAAGAUUCUGUACAUAGUUCAUCUUACAAUAAAUGUAGUCCAAAAUUUGAAAUUAUAUAUCAACGUAACUCGAUAAAAAGGAAAGAGUUAUAUGAUUACUGCAUCGAUUAUAAAACACUUCUCAGUAGUGCUGAGUAUUAUAAAGAUAUGCGAGAUAUCAUUUAUCAGUAUUUUACAAGAAAAGUUAAAUUAUAUGAGGAAUUUAAAACGUAUUGUAGUAACGAAAAUAAACAUGAAUGUCCAGAAUUUUUUGAUGAAUGCAAGGAUUCUGAUCCAUCCGUAGCGAUAACUAAGAUUAAGUAUUAUAUUGAACAGAAAAAAAUAAUUCCUGGGAAUUCUGCUGUGCGAAGUCAAGAUACAUUUCCCGAUAAUACAAGUACAGAAAGUGAACCUUCAUCAAAAGAUCAGUCUGGUGCAAUAGAUGUAAAAACACCUGAUGGUCAUUCUAUAUCAUUGUUUGAACUUUCUCCUGUAAAUGAUUCCCUAUUAACAGUGUAUGAAGCAGAACAACUUGCUGAUUUAUUUAUAAAUCCUGACAGAUCUAGCAUUAUAAGCAUUUUGGGAAAAAUGUUUCUUGGAUUAAUUUUAUUUACAAUACUUUCUUCCAUUUUGUAUAAAUUUACACCCAUAGGAAUACGCUUGCGCAAAAUAUUUGGACAGAAAAAAAAUAUAAGUGACGUAUAUAAAAGCAAAAAUAGGUUAUUUGAUUAUUCAUCAGAAUCAUGUAACCCAAAUUAUAUGAAUGGAAAAGAACAUUUUGUAGGGUAUCAUCCUGAGUAA